AUGUGGAAGUGCCUUUGUUUAUUGUCAUUUUAUGUUUCACAGGUUAUUUGGGAGCUUGGACAGCAGGAGGCGCCUUUUAAAUUGGCUGUUGAAAAUCUGCGACCCGACUUAGUGAGGGUUGACAUGCCACCAAUGCCAACGUCAUCACCGCAAUCGAUUCCCACGCAAUUGCGUAGGAAACGCUCUUCCAUUGCUGCUGAUUCACAGUGGUUCGGAUACCAUGGAGAUGCCACUCUGAGGAGGGAUAAGAAGAAUUCGACACAGCCUCCCCAAUCUCGACCAGAAUGGCUUGGACCAACUGUGUUCUUACUUCGUGAGGAUGAGUCUUUCAUUGGGCAUGGACCAACGGGUGAUCACUGUGUCGAUUGGCAAGUUUAG
This is a messenger RNA of Rodentolepis nana, 378 nucleotides long. Lineage: Eukaryota; Metazoa; Platyhelminthes; Cestoda; Cyclophyllidea; Hymenolepididae. The record is from the annotation of a GenBank genome assembly.